Messenger RNA from Paramecium sonneborni, 1365 nucleotides. NCBI's taxonomy places the organism in Eukaryota, Ciliophora, Oligohymenophorea, Peniculida, Parameciidae. The record is from the annotation of a GenBank genome assembly.
AUGUAACUCACUCAAAAACCAGCUACUAUCUAUUAAGUACGUUAAUCAUCAGUUACACCACCUUAAAAAUAGCAUCUCAAUCCUAACUAUAUGAGUUGUUAAAAAAUGAGAAUGUAAUAUUCCAAUUCUUAUAUUCAAGGAGCAUUAUUGAUUAAUUAUCUCCAAUCAAAGAUUUACCUGUUAAUCAAAGUCAAAGAAGUUCUUUCUAUUAAGUUAGAGGCAAAUCUGGAUCUACUGCCACUUUAAUGCCAAAUAAAACCUAACCUAAUAGAUUAUUAGAUUCUACUAGUUUUAAUACGACCUUGAAUUACACAUAAGAAACUCAUUUCGAUAAAAAAAUUAAUACUGUUCCAAAAGGAAUCAAAAUAAAUAGUUUUGAAAUUUUGAAAGAUUAACUUAGAUUUGCAAUUUGCUAACUAGAAGAUCUUAAAAAAUAGUUUGAUAAAGUUGUUUAGAGUUAAUUCGAUUAACUCAUUUAAGUGAUCAAAUCUUCUGCGUAAUUAUCUAAUUCAUUAGUGGAAGAAAACUUUUAGAUUAAAAAUUAAUUAAAUUCAUUGCAAAGAAAUUCAGAGUAUGAUAAACUCAAAUUAAUAAUGGAACAAUUACAACAAAAAAUCACUGUUUUGGUUAAUGAUAAUUCGNCUGAAACAGAAGCUGGAUAUUUCAAGAGAAGAGGAAGAGAUUAUGAAGAUGCUCUCCAUGCUAUUGAUGAAGCAUCUGAUAUCUUAGCCACAAUUUACAGUGGAUCAGGAUCAUUCGCUGAAAUCAGCAGAGUUUCAAAGAGUAUGCUCUAAACUGCCUUCAACAUCAAGGAAACUGCCAAGUUUGCACCAGUCUUCUAUGCCUUUGCUUAAUUAGCUGCUUAAGAAGGAUAGCUUGAUGAAUCAGCUCUUGAAAGAGUUGCUUAACUUUUGGAAACAUUGAGAGCCAACAUCUAAGAAGCUUACAAUGAUUUCACUGAAUCAAACGCUGUUUCAGUUGCUGCUUUCAAUGACUAAAAGGAUAGAUUAGGAUAAACCAUUGCUAGACUUGAAGCUUAAAACGAAAGACUUUAAAAUAAGCUUGAUUCAUUGAACUAAUAAAUCGGAACUCAAUCUGCUAUUGCCUAAACCGCUUCAGGAAAACUCUAAAGAAACCAAUAACUUUGGGAUUAAGCCUAAGCUUUAUGCUCUACCUUUGCCAAUGAAUAUAAUUAUGCCACCUAAGCCAGAAGAAACGAAAUCUAAUUAGUUGCUUAAUUAGAAGAGAUGGUUGAAGCUAGAUUCAAUUAAGUUGAAGAUGAAAACCAUGAAAGAAACCAAAGACUUGCCAACCAAGCUUGAUCUUGUUUUCAUUUUCAUUAACCAAAAAUAAAUUUAAUUAUUC